This is a messenger RNA of Menidia menidia (Atlantic silverside), 792 nucleotides long. Lineage: Eukaryota; Metazoa; Chordata; Actinopteri; Atheriniformes; Atherinopsidae. The record is from the annotation of a GenBank genome assembly.
AUGCCCUCCGAGGAAACCUGCACCAAGAGGGCAGUGGAGGAGAUCGAGCAGAUGACCGGCCUGUUCCACCAGAAGCAGCGGGAGCUGUUGGUGGCCGCGGCGAGGGUGGAGGAGCUGAGCGAGCAGCUGGACGCUCUGAGGAGCAACCGGCUAGAGGCUCCUCUUCCUCACCAUCACACCAUGCCGUCCACGGCUGAGCUGGAGCGCCUCUACCGAGAGCUGCAGCUGAGGAACAAACUGAACCAGGAUCAGAGUGUCAGGCUCCAGCAGCACAGGGACAGCCUGAGCAAGCGGAACCAGGAAGUGGCCGCCAUGGACCGCCGGCUCGUGGAGCUCCGGCAGCGGCUCUGGAAGAAGAAGGCGGCCCUGCAGCAGAAAGAGAACCUGCCGUUUAAAUUCUUCUUCACUUUCAAAUUCAGCCAUUCAGUCCUUUUCGUGGAGGAGAUCGAGCAGAUGACCGGCCUGUUCCACCAGAAGCAGCGGGAGCUGUUGGUGGCCGCGGCGAGGGUGGAGGAGCUGAGCGAGCAGCUGGACGCUCUGAGGAACAGCCGGCUGGAGGCUCCUCUUUCUCACCACCACACCAUGCCGUCCACGGCUGAGCUGGAGCGCCUCUACCGAGAGCUGCAGCUGAGGAACAAACUGAACCAGGAUCAGAGUGUCAGGCUCCAGCAGCACAGGGACAGCCUGAGCAAGCGGAACCAGGAGGUGGCCGCCAUGGACCGCAGGCUCGUGGAGCUCCGACAGCGGCUCUGGAAGAAGAAGGCGGCCCUGCAGCAGAAGGAGAACCUGCCG